Molecule: messenger RNA, 2282 nt
Organism: Loxodonta africana (African savanna elephant)
Lineage: Eukaryota; Metazoa; Chordata; Mammalia; Proboscidea; Elephantidae
Product: histone H2B type 1-H
Exons: 2
Coding region: 1-381 (126 amino acids)
Cellular component (GO): nucleosome
Molecular function (GO): DNA binding; protein heterodimerization activity; structural constituent of chromatin
Source: RefSeq, a predicted model, not a curated record
AUGCCUGACCCGGCUAAGUCCGCUCCGGCCCCGAAGAAAGGCUCCAAGAAGGCGGUGACCAAGGCGCAGAAGAAGGACGGCAAGAAGCGCAAGCGCAGCCGCAAGGAAAGCUACUCGGUCUACGUGUACAAGGUGCUGAAGCAGGUCCACCCCGACACUGGCAUCUCCUCCAAGGCCAUGGGCAUCAUGAACUCCUUUGUCAACGACAUCUUCGAGCGCAUCGCUGGUGAGGCCUCUCGCCUGGCCCAUUACAACAAGCGCUCGACCAUCACGUCCAGGGAGAUCCAGACGGCCGUGCGCCUGCUGCUGCCUGGGGAGCUGGCUAAGCACGCGGUGUCCGAGGGCACCAAGGCCGUCACCAAGUACACCAGCUCCAAGUGAGUUCCUGUGCGGAGCGAUCGACCCGGCCCCAUCCACACCCCAAAGGCUCUUCUCAGAGCCACUCUCUCUUCCAAAGAGAACUGGCACUUUCUUAACUGUCGAUGCAUACUUCAUACAUUCUACAUUCUGAUUAUUAAUGGAUAUUUGCAGCUGUUUCUUCUCGUUUUGGGUCAUGCCACAUCAGCAAAUAAAGGUCCUGAAAUCUAGACUCCACGUCAUUAAGGUCGACUCUACUUUGAGGAGGCAGCUCUUCCCCAGUCAUCUUUUGAGUGCCUUCCAAACUGGGGGGCUCAUCUUCUGGCACUAGGUCGGACAAUGUUCCCCCCGCUAUUCACAGGGUUUUCACUUGCUAAUUCUUUUCAGAAGUAGACUGCCAAAGGGUCCUUCUUCUUAGUCAUUUUCAUCUGAAAGCUCAGCUGAAACCCUUCAACCAUGGGUGACCCUGCUGGUGUCUGAAUCCCGGUGGCAUAACUUCCAGCAUCACAGCAACAUGCAAGCCCCCACAGUACCACAAAUUGACAGAUAAGUGGAGGAAGUUGUAUAUGAACUGUGUAUCAUUUCACUCAAAUUUAUAAGGUAAAGUUGUAUAACAAUGGACUUUUGAAAAUAAUUCUUUUUUAAUUAUAUUAUUUUUAAUGUUAUUGUGUUUUAGGUGAAAGUUGAAAUGCAAAUUAGUUUUUCAUUCGAAAAUUGAUACAUGAAUUGUUUUCUGACAUUGGUUGCAAUUAAAAAUAAUUCUUGAUGUUAAUUCAAUUGCAUUAUAAUUUUAUCUUAAUUUAGCAAUUUUUCCUACACUUUAGCUGACAUUUUGAAAAUAAACCAGUAGAAUAUUAAAGCGAUGAAUAACUGUAUUUGACCAAAAGUCUCUAAGAAAUUGAAAUUCCAUGCUGUAUUCAAUUAAAAUAAUUGUACCAUAAUAUGUGUGUGUGUAUAUUUCAGCGUAUGUGUGUAUAAAAUAUAUUUUGGCUCAUGGAUUAUAUAGUUAAAACCUCAAAGGAUUGAAUCUAUUUGUAUUCUCCAUCCAUCUCACUGUUAUUCUGUACCAUGAGAUUAGAAUAAUCAAAAUUGACCAGUUAUUGUAUUUGUACUUUUUGGUGUCCUUGUGGAAUAAAUAUUUAAAAAAAAAAUGGCACAUAGCAACCUAAGUAAAGUAGACAAUGUGACUGCCACCCAGAUCCCCCUUCAAUAAAGGGCUUCUUACCUCUGCUGCUGGGAGUGUUAUUGGCAGACAGCCUCCAUCUGUCAACCCCAUCAAUGAGUAUCUCAGUUAAAGAGUACUGCCUCACCCAAGGUCACUUCCCUUCCUGCGGUGGUCCACAAACAAUGAAUUGAAUGUAGGAGUAUAAAGGCCAGGCCACCUCAGUCCAGCUCUGGACAACUGGGAAAGGUGGCUCAUUCUAGCUCCAGAGUUAUCUGUGAGUUUGGCCAAGGUAGUCAUUGGCUGGACAUCACGGUUUGACUUCUCUCUCUGUCCUCUCCUACUUCCUUUCAAUACCUUAAAAAAGUGUUGGUCCUCAGGGAUCACCUUAAUAAACAUCCUGCACGCAUGUGUACUAAACUGCCUCCGUUGGUUUCCCAGAGAACAAAACCUGAGAUAGUUGAUACCAGGAGUGGUCUGACAAAGCAGGCACUAAGACGCAGUUUUGGAAAUGGAUCACCUGGCAAAGAGGACCCAUCACUGGAAGUAAGAGAGCACAGGCAGCACCUGGUACAAGACGGAGGAAAUCCAAUUGUUAAAACUUUCAACAACAUUAAUUACCACUCCCAUAAUUAUUUUUUCUUUCCUUCUUUCUUUGGGUUAAAUUUGUUCUUCUUUUCUAACUCUUUGAUAUGCUGCUUAGCUGAUUAAUUAAAAACCCUUUCUUCUUUUUUAACUUAUGCAUUUAUAUUUUUACCUCUAA